CACCUGCAAUAAAAUAGAAACAAAUGAUGCAAAAAUUCAAUUUUUCCAACAGAGGAAAAAAAUCAGCUAAUUAGAUAAUGUAUAAUACAUUCCUAAAAAUGAGGAAUUUAGCAGCACUGAAAAUGAUUUUAAGGAAAGUAGACCAAAUAUUAUUCUAUAGCAAUUGUAUUUUACCAUGUGCGGGGAAAGGGGAAGAGAGAGAUGGAGAGGGGGAGGAAGAGGACAAAUCAAUGGAGGGGCCUCUCCAGUGCAUACACGUAUUCUAUGUAUCUCCUCUCCCCCAAGUCCUCACGGGAAUCCAGAGAAACAGACAUAAUAUAAUGAAGCUGCAGGGCGUACACCUUGCUUUGCUGGAUUGCAUGUGAAGCUUCUCUCUCUCUCCUCGGUAUCUCUCGGAUUCAGACAUAUGGUAUAGAGAGAGAGGUCUGGCUUCCUCCCUCUCUCUCUCUACCCAACUGGCAGUUUUAAUUUCAUCUGAAUGAGGAAACCGAGAUGAUGUUCCAAGGAUGGAAUGGAGAGAGGACAAGACUGGUCUGGGAUACGGGUAUAAUUCAAAGUCUUCUCAUCCCAUCCUCAAACUACUCUACUGCACCACUGGAGCAGCAGGGAGAGAGAAAGAGAACUCCACACCACUCCCAUUUUCAUCAAGCAGCACUGAGGAUGAAGAAAGCUGGCGGCUUGGAAGAGUUCAUGGAUGAGGAAGAGAGAUCCGAUUCUGAAUGCAGCAGUGGCUGUCAAUCUGGCUGGACUCUUUACUUAGGCCAGUCGCAGGAGAGCUUCACCGUCUCUGUUCGAGUAAGAACAGGGGAGGAAGAAGAAGAGGAGGACUUGUCUAUGCUUUCUGAUGCUUCUUCUGGUCCACCCCUUGUUCACGAGGACAACAACAUCAGAUACUGCUGCUGCUGCUGCUGCUACAAUGAAGGAGAUGGCUGCUUUGCUAACUAUAGAGACAAGAGAAGAAGCUCUGAAGAAGAGAAGGAGAAGAAACUGUAUUUCAGUUUGGAAGACACUGCCAGCUCUCCUCUCUUUUCCUGCUACAAGGCUACCAACACCAUCACCUGCAGCAACAAAAAGAAAUCUGAAAGCCAUUUUAAGGGGAAGAAUGAGUUGCAGAAGCAAUUGGGUUAUAUUCAUUCUUUCUGCACGUGUGAAUCCAGCACUGGUUUGCAGAGGUAGAAAGAAAGUGCAGAGAAUCAACAGACUCUGAGAUCCCUCCAUGGCCUCUUCUGGAACAAAGAUUGAUCGUGCAUUCUCUCCUAUUUUAUUAGUUUUAGGGUUCAUGAAUGUUGAACAAGAUGAAGGCCUGUGGGUUUGUUUCAUUUUUGGGCCAUAUUGAGACAUGUCCCAUGGAGGAUGCCACAUUCUCUGUUCUGAUCCGCAAGCCUACGUAACACAUCCUUAAAGAGCAAAUCAUGCCAUGCCAUGGAUGAGUUUCUAUGAAAAAAGUAAUAUGAGCAAAGAAUGUAAUCUUACUUCCUUUUUA
Messenger RNA from Phalaenopsis equestris, 1483 nucleotides. RefSeq lists its product as uncharacterized. Lineage: Eukaryota; Viridiplantae; Streptophyta; Magnoliopsida; Asparagales; Orchidaceae. The record is from RefSeq and is a predicted model, not a curated record. The transcript has 4 exons. Gene Ontology annotation, biological process: cytokinin biosynthetic process. Bases 493 to 1176 code for a protein of 227 amino acids.